AUGUCUGUCAAGGAACCUCCUCUCAUAUUCACGCUCGUCUGUCGCAGGUGGCACCAGCUCGCUUUAUCGACUCCUUCGUUGUGGGCAUCGUUCUACGUUCCAGUACCCCCUCCCUCCUACUCCUAUGGCUACCAAGAAGAACAGGCAUCCGAGAAACUUGCACUGACCACCACCGUCAAACGCUUAUUGUCCACGAUAUUCCUACUCUCGAAACGUUGGGAACGUCUGGAAAUCACUGCACCGGUGCCGCAGGUUCAGCGGGUCGUGUCUCUGCCGCCGUCCGAAGCUCCGAGUUUGAAGUCCCUGACCAUCUCCACCAGGCUGUGGCAGGAUGACGAAAGUGACAUCCAGGCAGUCUUUCACAACCCCCAGCUUUUCAUGUCGACUUCCCUUCGACACCUCACUCUCCGAGAGUUCCCUGGAAAUGUCCGCGUCAUUCCCAUAUCCUGGUCGACGUUGUCCCACGUCUCCAUAUCGGAAAGUUAUACUUCCAGGGCACAUUCGAUCGACGACAUAGCCUGGAUAUUGAGGGCUUACGACCAGCCCCUGCGACAUGCCUAUCAUCUCACUCCCUUAUUUACGGCAUAUCACCCUCCACAGAUCACUGGAGACGCGCCUGCAGCAGGUCUCCCCUUGGAUGUUCCCUCCCUCCAAGAAGUUACAUACUACUUCGCCCGAACGCUGCCCAAACCGUCCCCCCUCCUCUUCUGGGUGGAAACCUCUAGCAAUCACCUUCGCACUCUUGAAACAAGCCGCGGUCUCUUUCCACAGGACGACUUCCUUGCCUGCCUCCAUCUCUGCCCAAAUCUCGAAGCAUUGAAACUCGAUACUGGCAUUGGUCCCAUUCUGGUGCCGCAGCCCGCCUGGGAGCUGGACGAUGCGUUCUUCCGCCGAUUUACCACACCAGAUCAGUCGGGGCGGAUUCUCUGUCCCAAAAUGAAGAAACUAAGGUUCGGAUCCCAACAAGGCUUUGGUGGGCCAACAGACAAGGGCCUGCUAGAUUUCAUCUGCGCGAAACAGGAUGGGAACGUCCCUGGCGUGACGAAGCUCACGAUUCUGGACAUAUACCUCUCGCGAUGA
Cyclocybe aegerita is the source of this 1080-nucleotide messenger RNA. Lineage: Eukaryota; Fungi; Basidiomycota; Agaricomycetes; Agaricales; Hemipholiotaceae. The record is from the annotation of a GenBank genome assembly.